AUGAAGGCAGAUCCUGAGGUGAAGAUGAUCUCCGCGGAGGCCCCUAUAUUAUUUGCGAAAGGCUGCGAUAUUUUCAUUACAGAACUCACUAUGCGGGCUUGGAUACAUGCUGAAGAUAACAAGCGACGCACGUUGCAAAGAUCAGAUAUCGCAGCAGCCUUAUCCAAAUCUGAUAUGUUUGAUUUCCUCAUUGACAUAGUACCUCGUGAAGAGGCAACAUCGCAUGCGAAAAGAUCGAGCCAGGCAGCCGCAGGUGCUGCAGCUCCUUCCACUGCAACAGGUGCCCAACUGCCACCUUCUCAACAUGGUGUUCAACAUCCCCCCCACCAUAUGGGUCCCCCAGAUUACGGUUCUCUGGGACAGCAUGGCAUUGGACAAGACCAAGAAUAUCGGCAGCCAACGAUGUACGGCGGAGCCGUUCAGUCUGAUCCAACGGCCGCGUAUGGACAGCCGCAAUCCCAAAUCUUUGAAGGAAUGUACAAUCCUUACCCACAUCUUCCGCCACAGCAGUUCAUGUUACGGCGCCGUGCUCAUAGUUUUGUUGCUAGUAUUAUGAUGGAUAUUGUGCCUAUCACUACCAUGGAGUUUCCAAUGGAGUCAGACAGUGUGGUUCGCAGUAUGCUUAACAUCGACUCCGGGCCCUAA
Messenger RNA from Aspergillus viridinutans, 645 nucleotides. It is a transcript of the gene hapE, whose product is annotated as CCAAT-binding factor complex subunit HapE. Gene Ontology annotation, biological process: regulation of DNA-templated transcription. Gene Ontology annotation, molecular function: protein heterodimerization activity; DNA binding; DNA-binding transcription activator activity, RNA polymerase II-specific. Lineage: Eukaryota; Fungi; Ascomycota; Eurotiomycetes; Eurotiales; Aspergillaceae. Gene Ontology annotation, cellular component: nucleus; CCAAT-binding factor complex. The transcript has 2 exons. Bases 1 to 645 code for a protein of 214 amino acids. The record is from RefSeq and is a predicted model, not a curated record.